UCGGAACGUUAAACAACAAACAGACCAAAAACAAAACAUGUGUACCGUUGCAGUCUUAAACUCACCGGUGUUCUCUCCAUCACCAAGAUUAUCCUCUUCAAUUUUCUGCAAAUCGUCACCGGAUUCUUUGACUUUAAUUAACUCCCCAUCGCCAUCGAAUUCGUUCAAGUUCCGCCUUCAGAAACCUCCUGUCAGUGGACCUUUUAGAGCUUCUAACGACGACGUACCCAAUUGUUUAUCUACUUCACCAACACAGUUGAAGAGAAAGAGACCCACUAGAUUAAAUAUUCCCGUUGCGCCUUUGAGCUUUUCGGCUGACCGGUCAACGCCUUGUGCGGCGGAGGACCGGUGGAAGGAGGUGGAGGUUGAUCAAGAGGAGUAUUCGGUUUAUUGUAAGAGAGGGAGGAGAGAGAAGAUGGAAGACCGGUUUAAAGCUGAAGUGGUUUUUAAUGGAAAAAAUAAAAUGGCGUUCUUUGGUGUUUUCGAUGGCCACGGUGGAUCAAAAGCUGUGGAAUUUGCGUCAGAGAAUCUUCAAAAGAACAUUCAAAACGAGGUGGAAAAGAGAGGCGAAAUCGAAAUAGUGGAAGCAAUCAAACAAGGUUACUUAAACACGGAUUCCGAGUUUCUAAAACAAGAACAACGCGGUGGAGCUUGUUGUGUGACUGCCAUUAUAAGCUCGGGCAAUCUCGUCGUAUCAAACGCAGGUGAUUGUCGUGCUGUUGUUAGUAGAGGAGGAGCCGCGGAGGCCCUUACUUCCGAUCACCGCCCUUCAAGACCGGAUGAGCAGCAACGAAUCGAAUCACAGGGUGGUUAUGUCGAUUGUAGCCGAGGCGUUUCUCGAGUUCUUGGAUCACUAGCCGUUUCAAGGGGAAUUGGCGAUCGUAGCCUCAAACAAUGGAUUACUGCUGAACCCGAAACCAAAAUGUUCAAAAUCACACCCGAAUUCGAGUUUUUGAUCAUGGCUUCAGAUGGUUUAUGGGAAAAAGUAACCAAUCAAGAAGCGGUCGAUUUAGCUCGACCUUUUUGUGCAUCAAGUGAUAAAUCAGAAGCAAUAUCCGCUUGCAAAAAGCUUAUCGAACUCUCGGCUUCACGGGGAUCGGUUGAUGAUACGAGUGUGAUGAUCGUUCAGUUGGGUCAUUUUAGUUCAUAGAGAUCAUUAAGAAAACUUAUAAUUUGAUUUUAGAUGGUCCAAUUGUUUGUUUUGAUAUUUAGUACUCCUAGUUUGACAACAUUGUAACAAUCUAACUUACUAACUUCAUUCGUUCAUUCUUUUUAUAACUUGUAACGGGUUUUCCAA
Helianthus annuus (common sunflower) is the source of this 1297-nucleotide messenger RNA. Its product is annotated as probable protein phosphatase 2C 25. Gene Ontology annotation, molecular function: protein serine/threonine phosphatase activity; cation binding. The record is from RefSeq and is a predicted model, not a curated record. Gene Ontology annotation, biological process: protein dephosphorylation. NCBI's taxonomy places the organism in Eukaryota, Viridiplantae, Streptophyta, Magnoliopsida, Asterales, Asteraceae. The transcript has 3 exons. The coding region runs from base 38 to 1150 and encodes 370 amino acids.